Messenger RNA from Ctenocephalides felis (cat flea), 609 nucleotides. Its product is annotated as zwei Ig domain protein zig-8-like. The transcript is spliced from 5 exons. Gene Ontology annotation, cellular component: neuron projection membrane. Gene Ontology annotation, biological process: synapse organization. Lineage: Eukaryota; Metazoa; Arthropoda; Insecta; Siphonaptera; Pulicidae. The record is from RefSeq and is a predicted model, not a curated record. Bases 1 to 609 code for a protein of 202 amino acids.
AUGCGGGUUUCCUGGAUGCGCAAACGAGACCUCCACAUUCUAACCUCAAACAUCUUCACGUACACAGGGGACGCCAGAUUCACGGUCCUCCACCCUCAAGACGGAGACGAUUGGGACUUGAGGGUUGAAUAUGCCCAAAAUAGGGACGCCGGCAUAUACGAAUGCCAAGUUAACACUGAACCCAAAAUAAACCUGGCUGUUUAUCUUCACGUACAAGCAGCCCGUGCCCAAAUCACAGGAUCGCAGGAUCUCUAUGUAAAACGCGGAAGCACGAUAUCCUUAUCCUGUUCGGUGAACGUCCACGCCUCCACCGUACAAUGGUAUCACGGCAGUUCCGUCGUCGACUUCGACUCUCCGCGCGGCGGCAUUUCGCUCGAGACCGAGAAGACGGACGGCGGCACGACGUCCCGCCUUCUGCUGACGCGGGCGCAAUUGAGGGACUCCGGCAACUACACUUGCGUACCCUCCGGAGCGGUUCCGGCCAGUGUCAAUGUGCACGUGUUGAACGGUGAACAUCCAGCAGCAAUGCAAACGAGCAACGGAGGUCUCAAAAUUUCAUUUCCCAGACUAAGUUUUCUACCAAUUUUAUUAAUACUACAACUAAGAUGA